CGGGGAAUACCCAGGUGGCGGUCGACUUUUGCAUAAAACAGACUGAUGAGGUAGAUUUGUCCCAUAUUUUUCCAGGAUUUAACACUGUUUGAAUGUUUCACUGAAUGUCAAGUAUAGAUGAGGACACCCACCACUCCACCAUGAGUGCAACUGAACGUUUGGCAUCCGUCAAAGUGUCUGCCUACAACCAGUUUGUUAAGUGGAUGGAAAGACUUCAGAUACAAGAAUGGAUUGAGUGCAUCAAGGUGUGGGUGAUGGUGCAUCCAUUGCUUGCACUAUUUGCCGUCGUCCUCAUAGCAACAACAUCGGUCCCGAUUAUGAUCUUCCUCAGCUUUGUCGUGUUUGUGCUUUUGUUUGGAAUCAUCAGUUUUGCAUUUAUUGAAGGCUUGUUGCUAACAACAAGUUCAGCCAUACUAUUGACAACUGUAGGCUUCAUCGCAACUGCUGCUCUGGGCGUUACCGGUUUCAUAGUCAGCUGCUACUUCGUCAUGCAACUUGGGCAUCGUUUCCUGGGCAUCACAGCGGAGAAAGUCAAACUUGGAUGCAACGGUGUAGUCUCAUGGUACAAGCCAAAGGCAUCGCAAGAGUACAACAAAGUGGAGGAAGUGAAAAAGGAAUGAUGGUGGUGGUCCCCUGUAGAAAAUGACCUUCCAGAGAGUCAGCACAAGAAUCCACACCAGGAGGUCAACUGGUUGGAGGACAGCUUCUUUCUUCGCACUGCUAUUAUUAGUAUGUUCUUGUUUCUCAUUAUUUCUCCGUGGCUACAAAUCAUUGUUUCUUAAUACUCGUACAAGUACAGUAUUAUGUCUAUCUAUUUUCCGUUUUAUGUCUAUACAUUAUCUAAAAUGUAUUGUUGGUUUAUUAUUGUUUGAUAUUUUAUUCAUUUCAUCUAUUUGACUUAAUCGGUGACAUAUCUAGGAGUCUGGAAAUAGGGGGGGGGGCGGGGCUGAUGGUGGGGUGCAAAGGUAAAGUGGAGCCUGAUAAGUGAGGUAACGGCUAGCUUGCAAAUAAGGGACUUUUUUGCUUUGAACAUUUUCAAAGACUGAGAGGGCAAGAUUUUUUAGGUGGGGGAAGAUGCGCCACUGGACCUAAUAGACACAGUAUGCAAUAUUUAAUAAAAUCAAAGACAACGGUUAAGUGACAAAUUUAUUAAUUAGUAUUAUUAUUUAAAAUACAGUAUUAUUGAAGUGCUUUUGGUGCCAGCUAGUAUUACAGUGUGCCAGGUUACUUAAUAUGUAACAGUCACAGUUUACUUAGUCCCUAUUACUACAAAAUUCAUAGGUAUAGUAUUCUCAACACAACUUCACAUUUGCAUCUCCACUGUCCAUGCAUGUUUUUCCCUUCCUCUGAUUGUUAAAAAUAUCAAAAGCAAAGUUGACAAUUUUUUUUAUCAACAGUAUUUGUAGAUAGCAACUGAAUAUUUGAAAUAUUUUUUUAUAUAUUGUGUUAAAUUUUAUGUGCAACAUAUUUUCUUGAUUUUUUAAAUAAAAGUAAAAUAACGCAUGUGCUGCUAAAUAAUUCUACAGGGCUGCAAGAAAUCGGUUUUUCUUUGGUCCAAUUAGUAUUGAUUUGGAUUUAAAGAUAAUUGUUUUUAUUUUUGUGUACAUACAUUUACAAUUUAUAUAAGUACAGAAAAUAUUUUUUUUUAGAAACUGAUAAUUAUGAAAAAAUAAAAUAGUAAUAGUAAUUAAAAGUUUCAAAGAAUAUGAAUUUAAUGAUGUGUAAUGAUUUGGUUUCUUUGUUGAAUUGGACAUAGGAUAAUGAAUAAAUUUAAUUCUGAAGUUUA
Anneissia japonica is the source of this 1786-nucleotide messenger RNA. RefSeq lists its product as uncharacterized. NCBI's taxonomy places the organism in Eukaryota, Metazoa, Echinodermata, Crinoidea, Comatulida, Comatulidae. The transcript is spliced from 3 exons. The record is from RefSeq and is a predicted model, not a curated record. Bases 105 to 620 code for a protein of 171 amino acids.